Molecule: messenger RNA, 887 nt
Organism: Aspergillus caelatus
Lineage: Eukaryota; Fungi; Ascomycota; Eurotiomycetes; Eurotiales; Aspergillaceae
Product: GTP cyclohydrolase I
Exons: 3
Coding region: 31-837 (268 amino acids)
Biological process (GO): tetrahydrofolate biosynthetic process; tetrahydrobiopterin biosynthetic process
Cellular component (GO): cytoplasm
Molecular function (GO): zinc ion binding; GTP cyclohydrolase I activity; GTP binding
Source: RefSeq, a predicted model, not a curated record
UCUACACCAGUCUUAUAUUCUUGAUCCUGAAUGACAAUGGCUACACAAAUUUCCCAAGAUACCGAGAGAUAUCAGAACGGGGUUUCGAAACGCCUGGGGUCGCUCGAGAUGAAUACGUCUGCCAUUGGAAUAAGGGAACCGACAGCAAAUGGCAGUAGUAUAGCUACAGGCAAAUGCAAAAUUCCUGGCUCCCUGGGAUCGCUUCGUGAAGAUGCUACCACCAAGCAAGAAGUCCGAAUCGCAUCAAAAUCCCUGUGCCAGGAACCAGCAGAGGCAGAGGCGAGAAUUGUGGCUGCCAUGAAAACAAUCCUGGAAUGCCUUGGAGAGGAUCCUAGUCGGGAUGGUCUCCUCAAAACCCCUCAACGUUACGCCAAGGCAAUGACCUUCUUUACCAAAGGCUACGAGACAAAAUUGGCAGAUGUCGUAAACGAGGCAAUCUUUGAGGUCGACCAUAACGAACUGGUCCUCGUCAAGGGUAUUGAAAUAUCUAGUUUGUGCGAACAUCAUCUGGUACCCUUUACGGGUAGCAUUCAUAUUGGGUAUAUUCCCAAUGGUCGUGUGAUUGGUCUUUCCAAGCUUGCUCGCAUCGCAGAGAUCUACGCUCGCCGAUUACAGGUGCAAGAACGACUCACCCAACAGGUAGCCCACGCUAUUGAGGAAGCUCUGAAUCCUGAGGGUGUCGCAGUCGUGGUAGAAUGUACUCAUAUGUGUAUGACGAUGAGGGGAGUGCAGAAAUCGGGGGCAGUGACUGUCACCCAAUGCAAGACAGGGGUUUUCAAAACGGACAAUCAAUUAGAGGAGAGAUUCCAUUCCUUGCUGCGUAUGGGCAGCAGGUGACCCCCUGGAGCAUUAGCACGCCAUUCAACAUGGCGCUCGCAAUUACUAUC